Micropterus dolomieu (smallmouth bass) is the source of this 1602-nucleotide messenger RNA. It is a transcript of the gene lysmd1, whose product is annotated as LysM, putative peptidoglycan-binding, domain containing 1. NCBI's taxonomy places the organism in Eukaryota, Metazoa, Chordata, Actinopteri, Centrarchiformes, Centrarchidae. Bases 299 to 940 code for a protein of 213 amino acids. The record is from RefSeq and is a predicted model, not a curated record. The transcript is spliced from 3 exons.
UAAACUUGUAGUCAAAUAAAGUUGUUGUCACUGGCUGUGGCAGAGAUUUCGACAGGUGACGAUAGCAGUCACAGUUUGACACUGAAGGAAAAAACCGUGUCAACGUUAAUUAGCUAACUGAAGUUGAUUUAACGUUAGCAGCAGGCUAACUAAUCUGCUAGUGUGGUUACUGUAACGCAUGUGUAGGCUAAUUAAGCUGCGUUAUCGUGAUGUGAACACAAUGAAAGUUUGCUGGUAACCGCAAUUUACCACCAUUUGCACGGUUGCCAACUUAGCGGUAGGUAAGUGGUUUGCGACCAUGUCAGGGGAGCGAGCACCUUUGCCAAACGGGGGAAACGGCCUACUCCGCGGGAGCCGUACGAGGUCUUACGGCAGUUUGAUCCGAUCCCCGCUCUCUCCGGUGCGUCAAAGACGCAUUGAACACAAAAUUCAGCCAGGAGAAACACUACAAGGCCUGGCCCUGAAAUAUGGAGUCUCUAUGGAGCAAAUCAAAAGAGCAAAUAGGAUGUACACCAAUGACUCGAUAUUCCUGAAGAAGUCCUUAUCAAUCCCUGUGCUGUCAGACAUGGAGGACUGCAGUAACGGGGGGGAUUUAGCUUUAGAGGACAGUGAAGAAGACAGUGCUGAGAAGAAGCAAGAUGAUGGCCAAGAAAGGGCGUCAGACCUUAAUCCAGUGGAUUUUUUGAAAAGGCUGGAUGGCUUGAUAAGUCAGUCCAAGCAGGCUGCUGUCAAAGGAUGCCAGGAAGCAGAGAAAAGGGUUGCCGCCCUAGAAGCAGCUUGCACCAGGACAUCAGACUUGCGACCACUUACAAGGUCGCAGAGUGUCAUUUCAUCUUCCAGAAUGCAGCAGCAGCAGCCAGCACAUGUGGCAGUACCCCUAACUAUCACCAAACUCACUAAGAGAGUGAGAGACAGGGAAGAUGAGAUGUUCCAGCUGUGAUGUGCCAUUUCUGCUGUCUCACUCUGAUCAUUACAGAAACUUUCCCAGAAAGCCAACGUUUGGCCUCCAGGAGAAUAGAGCAUUACACAUAAAGGAAUAGAUCUACACUGAUCCCCCUGCUGCUGUAUGGACUGAAGUCUUUUCAUAGUGCCAUUUUAUAAAACUUAUAAUGGGAAGUUACACUGUCUUUUAACAGGUUUUUAAAAGUAAUAUUGCACUUGUGUAGCCUUUUAUUUGUUGAGACGUACUGUAGAUUAUGAAAAGCUUCAUAUGGUCCAUAACUGUGUUUCGUUUGUUUUCACAUGCAGGAAAUAAAAGCAUGGAAUGUAAAAAAAUUGCAGUCACAUGUUGGUUUAGUCCUAUGACUCUUCAUAUGGUCAAGUCACGGUCAACAAGUGGUUUGUGUGUAAUGCUACCUCAUCGCCAUUGUAUUAUGAUGAGAGAGAUACAAAUCAUGUUCACUGUAAUAUUAAGAGCACAGAAUUCCUCACAAGUUGGUCUUUGUUACAGUUGAAGAAUUUGUAAUAAAAUGUGUAAUGUAACCAAGUUUUAAAAAGAGAGAGGUUUUUAGAAUAUAUUUUGACAGCAAUGUUUUAUUUGCAAUUUUUUUUAUUCCAUAAGUUUUGUAUAGUUCAUUUUAGAAUUAAAAUGUUUUGAUCCCA